AGAAAAAGAAAAGGAUAUGAAUCAGAGUCGCUUGCUAUCGGAUGCGGAUCGGUCCGUUGGCUAGACAAAAAAAGAUUAAUGUGGUUGAGGGGCGAGAAACCAUAUGAGUCGUUUCGGUUUUUGCUGCCAGGAAAGGAAGUGGCUUGGAAAAUUGUGCUAGUUUCGUCAAUUUAAGGACUUUUUCUUUUUUGUGAUACAUUCUCAAUCGGAGCUUGAGUCAAGAGUUGCCAGUGAUUCAACGGAGCUAUCUCAUCCAUCAUUUCUUCUACAUAAAUAACUGCUACUUCACGAUUGGACUGAAUAUCGUUCUCCCCAACUUCAUAAAGAGAAGUGAAGAUAUACAAACACCAACUACGAACCGCUCAUUGAUCGAAAAUGACUUACACGCUCUACAUCGGCAACAAGCGAUACUCAUCAUGGUCCAUGAGGCCAUGGGUCCUCCUCAAGGCGCUCAACAUCCCCUUUGACGAGAAGCUGGUAUACUUCGGAUCCGACCUCGCCAGCCAGCGCAACGAGUUCCUCAAAUUCUCGCCCUCCGCCAAGGUGCCCUGCCUGAUCGACGGCGAGUCCUCAGCCGCCAUCUUCGACUCGCUCGCCAUCGUCGAGUACGUGGCCGAGGCUUAUCCUGCCGUGUGGCCCAGCGACAAACUUGCCCGUGCCUUUGCCCGGUGCGCCGCCGCCGAGAUGCACUCUGGCUUCGGCGGGAUCCGAACCGACUGCUCCAUGAACGUGGCGCUGCGCAUCGAGCUCGGGCCCCGGAGCGAGGCUCUGCAGCGAGACAUUGACCGCCUCACCGAGCUCUUCAAGGAGGGCAUCAGCAAGUUUGGCGGUCCGUGGCUCGCGGGCAAGGAGUUCACCGCAGUGGAUGCCUUUUACGCACCCAUUGCAUCUCGGUGCAAGACGUUUGGCAUCGAGCUGGACGGUGCUGCGGGGGAGUAUCUCGACCGGCUGUUUGACCAUCCGGCCGUGACGCAAUGGGUCGAUGAGGGCAUCACAGAGCCUGGCAUCGUGGCGCGGAUUGAGGCGGACAGCAUUCGGGGACGCAAGGUGCUGAAGAAUUUGGGUGAGCAGAUGAUUCUUGACUUUUUGGGAUUGUGA
Messenger RNA from Trichoderma asperellum CBS 433.97, 1098 nucleotides. RefSeq lists its product as uncharacterized. The record is from RefSeq and is a predicted model, not a curated record. Gene Ontology annotation, molecular function: maleylacetoacetate isomerase activity; glutathione transferase activity. Gene Ontology annotation, biological process: glutathione metabolic process; L-phenylalanine catabolic process. NCBI's taxonomy places the organism in Eukaryota, Fungi, Ascomycota, Sordariomycetes, Hypocreales, Hypocreaceae.